Messenger RNA from Lytechinus pictus (painted urchin), 3439 nucleotides. RefSeq names its product kalirin-like. Gene Ontology annotation, molecular function: guanyl-nucleotide exchange factor activity; protein binding. Gene Ontology annotation, biological process: axon guidance. NCBI's taxonomy places the organism in Eukaryota, Metazoa, Echinodermata, Echinoidea, Temnopleuroida, Toxopneustidae. Gene Ontology annotation, cellular component: cytoplasm; extrinsic component of membrane. The coding region runs from base 1 to 1788 and encodes 595 amino acids. The record is from RefSeq and is a predicted model, not a curated record. The transcript is spliced from 13 exons.
AUGAUCUUUGGCCCUAGAAGAGGUGCCUUCCACUGUGAUGCGCUGAAAGCUGCAGACAUUCUUCCUCUCCUUCGGGACAAGUUAGCUUUCCUCUCAGGUGGUCGAGACAAGAGAGGGGGUCCUAUCCUUGCUUUCCCAUCAGGCUCUGCCCUGGAUAAAGUCAGUCCGAUUGACCUCCGUAGGCUUGUCUUUUAUCUGAGUGGAAUCCCAAGUGAUGAGGCUCGGGAUCUUGGAUUCACCGUGAUCAUUGAUAUGAGAGGCUCGACAUGGACCAACAUAAAACCUGUCCUUAAAGCUUUACAGGAAUGUGUUCCUGACAACAUUCACAUGGUGUACAUCAUCAAGCCAGAGAAGUUUUGGCAGAAGCAGCGGACCAGCAUGGGUAGCUCUAAGCUCAAGUUUGAGACGACAAUGAUAUCAUCCGAGAACUUGGUUAAGUUGGUGGAUCCAGCUCAGCUGACGGUGGACAUGGAGGGUACUAUGCAUUAUGAUCAUGAGGAAUGGCUACAGCUCAGAUUGGCCCUGGAGGAUUUCAUCUGUAAAGCUGUGGACAUGAUGCAACAUCAGGAACAGAUCACACUGGAACUCGGUUGCAUGAACUUUGCCAUGGACAUAGAGGGCGCACAAUCUUCUCUGCAGGAUCAUGAGAUGUUGAGGCGGAGCAUACAACAGAUGCCUGUAGAGGCUGUCAACCAGGAAGGACAGAAAGUACUAAGAAGAAUAUGUGGUGUAUUUGGAGGAGACUCGGUCACGGUGGACAGUGGAUACGGGGGUAGCUUUACCAGUUCCUCCACGGUAUCACUCAACGCUGACUUCCAGGCAGUGGCGCCCCGGAUCCUUCAGCUCCUUGAUAACGUUGCCAACACAAGGCAGCAUCUUUACCAGCAAUGGACCACCAAACAAGCCAAACUUGAACAGUGCCUACAACUCAAAUUAUUUGAACAAGAUGCCAAAAAGCUCUUUGAUUGGUUAGAGCAUCACAUAGAUUUAUUCCUGAUCAAUCAUACUGACCUGGGUCAUUCUGUAGACAUGGCAGCUGAGCUUUCAGAUGAACACAAUCAUUUUGCUUCACAGUCUAUGAACAUGUAUGUUCACAUCAAUAGAGUACUUUCUGCAGCCUCGCAACUGAUUGAUAAUGGUCAUUAUGCGUCGGAGGUCAUAAGGUCACACAUGCUACGAAUCGACCGCGAGUGGAGGGCAUUUGCUGUGGCCCUGGAUGAACGUAGCACGCUUCUUGCCAUGUCAGUUACGUUUCAUAAGAAAGUUUAUGAGUACGAACACAAUUUUCAUGACUGGAGCACCAGAUGCCAUUUGGAUGGAGAGCUCCCUCACGAUGUUGGUGAAUUGGAGUCCAUGCUGCAACAGCACCAUGCCUUGUCCGAUGACAUCAACCAGAAAUAUACCCAAGUUCUUUCCGAUGGCAAAGCCCUUCUGGCGGCGUUGCAGCAACCGUUAAGUCCGGAGAGCGAGAACUCUGUUACUGCCCAGACCAACUACUCCCAGUCGGCCGGUCACUUCUUGGAUCUGAUCCAUGAGGUGCUGCAGCAGCACAGGGAGUUAGAUGAGAGGUGGCAGAGGAAAAGGACUGUCAUUAAUCAGAGGGUUCAGCUCUGCGUCUUCCAGCACGAUACGGCACAGGUGUUGUUUUGGCUGCAGAACUAUGGAGAGGAAUUUUUAAACAAACACACCAGUAUUGGAAAGUCACUGCACAAAGCCAGGGCGUUGCAGAAGAAACAUGAGGAAUUUGAAGCCAUUGCCCAGGUAAGUUUAAAUGGAACAGUUUUCUAAAACUCAAGAGCUAUUUUUUCUAAUCUUAUCACUAAGAGCAGGCAGAUUUGUAACAUUUUCUUUUGCAAACAUUUUAGUCUGAUAAGAAGUGAUAUUUUUUUAAAACUCAGACUCACUUACAGACUAUCCAUAUAAUUUGACAAUAAGGGUGAUCUGUUUUACUAACCCCAUCAUCUCCAAGUUCCUGAGUGGGCCUUUUGUAAUUUUUAAAAUUAUUAUUGUCAUUCAUCACACUAAAAUACUAUUUAAACAUGAAUAAAAGUUAUUAAAAAUCUGAUAGCAAUGCAACCGGUCAAGCUGCCUGGAUAUGGAAAAAAUUAUCUUUGUAUCAGUGCCCCGCGAAUCUUCCUCCCCUUUUUCUGACCUGAUGCAGGUUCUCCUUUUGGAGUCAACCAGCAUGGAAUUGUGGGUCGUGUCGAGCUUUUACUGGUUGUGACAGCUUAUUUAGCAUAUUAUUGAGUAAAAAUCCCCCAAAUCAUGAAAAAAGAUGGUAUACAUUUAAAAAAAGGGACGGAUGAAAAGAGAAUUCAUUGAGGUUUUUCUUUGAACCUGUGUGUAUUCCUCCAAUGGACCAUGGCGCUGUUGAAGAUAUACCCUUUAACUGAAUUCUGAGCCCAGUGUCAUUAGAGAAUCUUUGCAAGGACUAACCAACAUAUCAACGAGAUGCUAUUUGAGGCACCUGUUUGUAAACUAUUAUCAACAUAUUGACAUUCAAUUCAUUACUCAAAUCACUUUAAAAAUUAUUUAUAGAUCUAUAUAGAUAAUGAGAUGUGAUGUACCCUUAUUUUUAUUAGGUUUUGCAUGCAUUGAUGAUCUAAAUAGAUUUAUGUUGAUAAUAAUUUUUCAUAGCUGCCCUUUUAAAGAAUAUCAUACAAGAGGAAGUCCUUGCGAAGAACAUUUUAUUAUGCUUGACCUUAUCUAGUAUUCAAUAUUGGGCUAUUCUCUAUCCUCCAGAUAGCAGAAGAAGCAAUAUUUAUAAGAUGUAUGAGGAUUAUUAUGAUGAUAAUGAUGAUGAUGAAUGAUGAUACCCAAAAGGAACUUACUUAGAAGAUAAAAACGUAUUGAGAUGACAAUAUGAUAGAGGUGAUAUGUUCAGAAAUAUAGCUGUGAUGUGAUGGUGUUGCUGUGAUUAUGAAUGCAACGAGUUUGUAAUAAUCAAUGAUAUUUGCAUCAGUGAGCAUGGAUUCAUAUAGAUAGGGGCUAUAAAACAAUAAGAAAUAUGAGAGAGAAAAUAACAUUACCAAUAAUCCUGUAUUUCUUUUUAAAAAGUUAAAAGACAUUAAUUAUUAUGUGUGUUGAUUUGUGAUAUUUAUUUAGUCCAAUGAACCUAUACCCGUUGUUAUAUAUCGUUGGUACCACCUGAUAUAAACCUUAUUGAUGACUUUUAACAAAAUCUACUUUGUUAACCCUUUGAUAUUUGAAAAGAACAUUUCCAUCUUAUGCAUUUGUUGGUCAGCUGUUUACCCUUUGCAUUCUUCAAGAUGAGCAUUGCAGAAGGUCCAUCAUGAAGAAGUCUGCCAUGUGAAUAGUUGCCUUCACCUGUCUUUCUUAAUGUCAAUAUGUGAUGAAAAAUAUUUCAGAGAGGGAGAAAGAGAAUUACGGGGUUGAUGAAAGAUUUGAGAGAGAAAGGGAAAAAAUGAAAACAACCUUU